Molecule: messenger RNA, 2322 nt
Organism: Penicilliopsis zonata CBS 506.65
Lineage: Eukaryota; Fungi; Ascomycota; Eurotiomycetes; Eurotiales; Aspergillaceae
Exons: 3
Coding region: 482-2218 (578 amino acids)
Biological process (GO): transmembrane transport
Cellular component (GO): membrane
Molecular function (GO): transmembrane transporter activity
Source: RefSeq, a predicted model, not a curated record
CACCUGAUGCCGGCGAGUCGGCUGCAGUAAAAUCACAUCAUGUCAAACCACUUGCCUUGAACUGCUCCUAACCUGUUGGUCAUUGCUUUUGGCCACCUCCUGGCCUCUCUCUCUUUACGGUGUAUCCCCGCCUGCUAGUCAGGCCCCCCCAGUUCUGUACCUGGUACCUCCCACUACCACUACCCUACGCCUACCCUACGCCAACGCCAACGCCUCCUCCUCCUCCUCCUCCUCCUCCUCCUCCUCUUCCUCCUCUUCUUCCUCUUCACUUCUCCCACUCUGUCACUCUUUUGUCAUGCAUCGAUAUAGUCAUCAAUAACUCACAUCAUGGGCAAGUUUCGCAGCCGGUUAUACAAGACCGACCGGGCGCGGGACUUUGAUCACGAACAGGUAGGUAGUGGGAUUAGAAUUACCACUUCACCAGAGAUUUGGUGAUGAGAACCUACUGACACUCUAUACUACAUAGGACCGCCAUGUUCGUAUGCGUCAGAUCUACGAAACCAUCGACCGACAAGGGUUUCAAUGGGUUGUCGUUCUCGUAGCCGGUGUCGGCUUCUUCCUCGACGGAUACACACUCUUCGCUAGUAAUAUCGCCCUUCCUAUGAUCCAGUAUGUCUACUGGCAGGAUGAUACCUCGUCACGGCGCACCACGCUUAUCAACAUCGCCACCCUGGCGGGCACGCUACUCGGCCAGGUCGCAUUUGGCUUCCUCGCAGACAAGAACGGCCGCAAGAAGAUGUACGGCGUCGAACUGGUCAUGCUCAUCACCGCCACCCUGGGCGUUGUCAUGGCCUCCAACGGUACCCACAACAGCAUGAGCAUCUACGCCUGGCUGCUAUGGUGGCGGGUGGUUGUCGGGAUCGGUGUGGGCGCUGACUAUCCGCUCAGUGCGGUCAUUACAUCUGAAUUUGCUCCUACCAAACACCGCGGCCGGAUGAUGGCUACCGUCUUCUUCAUGCAGCCCCUCGGGCAGAUCGCUGGGAACCUGGUCUCGCUGGUCGUGAUCGCCUGCUCGCGGAGUCAAGGGGAAGAUGACCUGGUGCGGACGGUCGACAUGAUGUGGCGGUGGGUGAUUGGCAUCGGGGUUGUGCCUGGCGUGAUCGCGACGUUUUUCCGCUUCAUCAUCCCGGAGUCCCCGCGCUACCUGCUCGACAUCGAGGACGACCCGAUCAAGGCCGAGUUCGAUGCGACGACCCUGUUCAACGACCCCGUCACCCCGUCCGCCUCCGACAUGAUGGACGGGUGGAACAAUAUCCCGCUGCCCGCCCUGUCGCUGUCCGGCGUGCGCUCGCUCGACGAGGACACGGUCACCUGCUCGCCCGUCGACUACGCUACGCAGCCCGCGACGCUUAAUUCGCACUGGCCGCUGCUCAAGGCCGAUCUCAUCCGCUACUUCUGGACCGAGGGCAACUGGCGCAUCCUGGCCGCCACCUCCUUCUGCUGGCUGCUGCUCGACUUUGGCUACUACGGCAUCUCCUUCUCCAGCCCGCAAUUUCUAGCCAAGACCUGGGGGUCACUGCAUCUGUCCGGCCCGGCCCCCUCCUGGGAGACGGACGACCGCGCCAACGCCAACGUCUACCUCAUGUUCAUGAACACCUCCAUCCACGCCCUGGUCAUCCUCAACGCGGGGAGUUUCGUCGGCGGCAUGCUCUUCAUCAUGCUCGCCCACAAGGUCGACCGCGUCUCGCUGCAAAAGUACGGCUUUCUCAUGCUGGCCGCCCUCUUCAUCGCCAUGGGCGUCAUGUUCAUCACCGUCCACACCGAGGGCGCCCCCGCCGUCGUCCUCUACAUCCUCGGCGAGCUGCUCUUCAACCUCGGCCCAAACGCAACCACCUACAUCAUCCCCGCCGAGAUCUUUCCCACCCGCUACCGCGCCACCUGCCACGGCCUGUCCGCCGCCUCGGGCAAACUGGGCUCCAUCCUCGUCCAGCUCUUCAGCACCUACUACAAAUUCUCCGGCGAAGGCAACGCCCAGACCAUCCGCUACGGUUGGGUCAUGAUCGUCUUUGCCGCUUGCAUGAUCCUCGGCGCUGCCGUCACCCACGUCUGGAUCCCCCCCGUCCAGCGUCGACAGUCGGGCAUCGCCCGCUUCUGGGGCGGCAAACCUGAAACCCUCGAGACCCUGGCUCUCGGCCGUCUCGGUGCUGGCAGCCGCUACGCUGUCCGUAACCAGGCUUCCUCUAGGGGUGUCAGGACGUGGGUUACCGUCGGAGAGUAAUCUUCUUUCUUUACCACUUCUUCUUUUAUCACAUCUUUUAUCACUUCUUCUUCUUUCUCUAUAUAUCCAUUUUCUUAUAUCCAUUUUCUUAUCACUUCUUCUUU